AUGAUUAUUCCUGUUAGAUGCUUUUCCUGCGGUAAAGUUGUGGGUGACAAAUGGGAGACAUAUCUUCAAUAUCUUGAUGAAGGUAUGAGUGAAGGUGAUGCUUUGGACAGAUUGGGAUUGAAAAGAUACUGCUGCAGAAGAAUGGUUCUUACACAUGUUGAUCUUAUAGAGAAGUUCUUACGUUAUAACCCUCUUGAAAAGAAGGAUAUUGAUGAUGAAAGAUCAUAUUAA
Molecule: messenger RNA, 231 nt
Organism: Brettanomyces bruxellensis
Lineage: Eukaryota; Fungi; Ascomycota; Pichiomycetes; Pichiales; Pichiaceae
Gene: RPB10
Product: DNA-directed RNA Polymerase II subunit L
Exons: 1
Coding region: 1-231 (76 amino acids)
Biological process (GO): transcription by RNA polymerase I; transcription by RNA polymerase II; tRNA transcription by RNA polymerase III
Cellular component (GO): RNA polymerase I complex; RNA polymerase III complex; RNA polymerase II, core complex
Molecular function (GO): DNA-directed RNA polymerase activity; zinc ion binding; DNA binding
Source: RefSeq, a predicted model, not a curated record